CCGUAAUUCCAGCAACCGGAAAUGGAGAAGAAGAAAAAAAAAAACACAACCGAUGACGAAUUGACUCCACCUCAUGAUGCCAUUUAGCAACAGAUGAGCAGAAGAAGAAGAAAAAAAAUCCCCGGUACACGUUCUCUCUCUUUUUUUUUUCUUCUUCUCGGGCAGCCGGACUCCUCCUGACGGCGUAACGGGUCGGCAGGGUUAGCGGUGCCUCCCUCCCUUGUCGCACCGCAGCCUGGCCAGCGUCCUCAGCCGCUUCUUCUUAUUCUUCUCGCUCCCUUCCUUCCUCCACAUCGCGUGUGUGUGUGUUGCGGCUGGCAGAGAGACUUUCUCCCCCCCCCCCCCACCACCACAGCAUCGCUAUGGACGUGCUAUGGGUGAUACCGCUGCUGCUGGUUCCGCUCCUGAUGUGGAGCAGCAGCACGUUCGUUUUUUAUUUCAAAAAGUGCUUCUACGUGGGCUGGAUGAUGGUGUUGGCGCUGCUGGCCAUCCCCCUGUGCAUCCUGAAAAGCGGCGGCAGAGACGUGGAGAACAUGAGGAUCAUCCGCGUCCUGGUUCGCCAUGUGAAGUAUUUCCUGGGCCUUCGCUUCGACGUCAGCGGCUGGGAGCAUCUGCAGACGGAGGGGCCGUACGUCAUCAUCUCCAACCACCAGAGCUCCCUGGACGUUCUGGGCCUGAUGGAGAUCUUACCGGACCGCUGCACCAUGAUCGCCAAGAAGGAGCUGGUCUACGCCGGCACAGUGGGGCUCAUCUGCUGGCUGGGCGGCAUCGUCUUCAUCAACCGCAAGAAGACUAACGACGCCAAGAGCGUCAUGACCGAGGCGGCGCAGACCAUGCUGGACCAACAGAUUCGUCUGUGGGUCUUCCCCGAGGGAACGCGAAACCAGAAAGAGGACCUGCUGCCCUUCAAGAAAGGGGCUUUCCACCUGGCGGUGCAGGCACAGGUACCCAUCAUACCCGUCGUGUUUUCCUCCUACAGCAACUUCUACCUACGGAAGGAAAAGCUGUUCAACUCUGGGACCGUCAGGUUGAGGAUCCUCCCAAAGAUCGAGACGAAGGGGAUGACGUCAGACGACAUUUCAUCCCUCUGCGACAAAUCCUUCGACCUGAUGCGCGCCGCCUUCCUCAACGUCUCCGACUUCAAACGCACGAGCAACGGGCCGUCGAGGCGCUGAACAUUAGCCCGUGCUCCCGCCUCCUUUUUCCUCCUACGUCCCCGUCUGAGACUUACCCCCCACCCCUCCUCCUCCUCCCUCCCCCUGCCCCCCCCAGGUUUUCCCCAUUACCUGGUGAGGGGAAAAAAACAACAACGUGACACCCGUCUCUUGUCAUGAAAUCUCUUCUCGUCUAGUGGACGCCUGGUCCGGUCGGGCUCCGGCCCGACCACACAGCGCGGUCGGUCCAGACACUCACUGUGUCUGCAGCAGCAGCAGCACCUCCUCCUCCUCCUCCUCCUCCCCUUUCCUCCUCCUCCUCCACCAGCAGCCGCAGCGCUGCUCUGCAGGCCGUGAGCGGAAUGACGGACGGCAGCACAGAUGCUACGUGCUCUUCAUGCAUGACGGAGGCCUCUGGGCCUCCUUUAUUUUAUUUUUUUGCUUUGCUGCUUUUUAAUGAUCUUUUUUGCUCCUCCUUGGCUGUCCUUCGGUCUCUAUAUGUCAGUGGAUAUUCUCCUUUUCCUCCCGUACUGCCUUUAUUUGAAUCAGCCUGGACAAACAAACAAAAAAACCAUGCACAAACAUAUUCAAAGUGCCCCAGCUACUUCCUUCCGUUUCCUUUUAGUGUGCUCUCCCCCCCCCCCUCCCCCCCUUUCCCAGACUGGUGGAGGUGAGAGGUCCUCCGCGGGCUUCUUGGGUCUCGUCGCUAUGAAUUAAAGUUUGCAUCCAUGUUGGCUCUUCAACCCGGUGACCAAUCGCUCAAAGGCCCACUUCAUGAUGUCAGCAAGCGGGGAAUUCCAGUUUACAAGAAGCCGUGUGCAACAACAGCACCCAUCUGCACUGAAUUACUGGAUUUCCGAGGACCGAUGGGUUUCUCAGUGUUGUGCGUUGUGGGUGUAUCGUACGUACAUUCAGUCGGUUUCUCUCCAAAAGCUUUGAAGUAUUCAGCCUGCAGCGUUGAGAGAGGGGCCUCUUCUCGCCGUAUUUUUGCUUUAUAUUUAUUAUUACAUCCGGUAAUCUUGUAUUUGGCAUGUUUUUUUGUUUUUUUUUUGUUUUGGUGGCUCCCCAAAGACCUCACAGGUGAACCUAUUUUUAAAGUGUGUCAAAAAAUGAUUUCAUACCGUGCAAUGUCCAACCGUUUCAAGCAUUACUGUUCCAAAGUGCGAGCUACCUGCUGUGCCAUGACCAGUGAAAGCUCCCCGUUCUCUCGCUAUGAACUAAUGCCUAAUCAAUGAGGAAGCUCUCGUAGUAGGAGUGGGGGGGGGGGGGGGGGGGUAGAAUCAUGAGAUGCUUGUUGUGAUUUACUUUGUUUCAGAUUAACUUGAAGGUUCACUAAUUACUAGCAAACCUGUCUACAUCCCUACAGAGUGUUUUUGUCCCCGUUUAGUUCAACUUUAGCGAAUAACUGGUAUCGAGCUGAACCUCACAAAAGAAUAUUUCGUUAUCUUAAAGCGUUGUGGACAUUUUGCAUUAAGUUUGUCGCACGUCGUAUUGUUUUUUCUCUGCUUUUGUUAAAUGUGUAACGACUCCUAACCGCGUAGAACCGACUGAACUGUUUUAGUUUACAUCCAGGUCUUCAACUUCACAUUGCUCACUGCCUUUAUACUGUUUGCUAAAGUCCAUAAAUCUUUUUUCCCGCUUUUGCUCCUCAAACGUCGGAUUUCAGCAUUCGGGACAUUUUGUGUGCGACGAAAUGCGUUUAAUGGUUUUUAUACGAACGGGGGGGGGUUGCGUCUUUCGUACAGUUGGCUUCACAAAAAUGCAUUGAGCACACAAACGGAGGGUUUGUUGUGGAUGGAUUCAUCGGUAGUUCGGCACCGAGCCUGUUUGCUCAUGGGCACCACUGCAAGACCAGUGUCGUCUUAUUGAUGAACUAUUGGUAUUAAUACUAACAGGGCACACUCUGUCUAGUUCUCUUCUUAGUUUGAUUAUAUUUAUGUUUUAUCUGUGAGGGGAGACUUCCCUUUGCAGCGAGUGCUUUGAAUGUUAUGAAGUACUUUACCAAAUUUAAUACAAUACAAAGUCAUUUCAUUUCCUGUCAAUCCCUUUGUUGUUUUGUAAUACAAAAGUGUGAUUUAUAAGCUUUAUGUCAUGAGCUUGAACCGGUGGAGAAUCAGCUCAACCGUUUUUUUGGCAAUUGUUUACGAACUAAGAUACUGUCAAAUGAAAUAUUCUAAGUAUUCUUAACCCUAAUAAAGCACUUUUCAUGCUGAGUUUGGGAGGGAAGCAAAGAACAAAGUUUUCUCAGAUUUUCACCAAAGCCAUUAAAAGUGUAAUUGGUGGUAGCUUUACGUGGAUAUGAGAAACAGCAGCACAUCCUGCAGGGCCGUGUGUGUGCGUGUGUGUGUGUGCGUGUGCGUGUGUGCGUGUGUGCGUGUGUGUGUGGUAUCUCAAUGAAUGUGUGUGCGUCUUUAAAUAUGCACACAUGGUAGGGACGGCCAUUAGAGUAUUUGGUUAAUAUUGAUGAUGUAGUGUUAUUGAUUUCACCUUUUCUGGAUCAAUGUGAAUGCCUUGCAAAAGAAUAAAUAAAAAAAACAAUUAUUCUUUUCUUAAGUGACGUGCAC
Pungitius pungitius (ninespine stickleback) is the source of this 3718-nucleotide messenger RNA. It is a transcript of the gene agpat2, whose product is annotated as 1-acylglycerol-3-phosphate O-acyltransferase 2 (lysophosphatidic acid acyltransferase, beta). Gene Ontology annotation, biological process: phosphatidic acid biosynthetic process. Gene Ontology annotation, cellular component: membrane; endoplasmic reticulum. Lineage: Eukaryota; Metazoa; Chordata; Actinopteri; Perciformes; Gasterosteidae. The record is from RefSeq and is a predicted model, not a curated record. The transcript is spliced from 6 exons. Gene Ontology annotation, molecular function: 1-acylglycerol-3-phosphate O-acyltransferase activity. Bases 363 to 1175 code for a protein of 270 amino acids.